AUGGCUACCGUCAACGUUCGUCGGGAUGUUACCGAUCCCUUUUACCGUUACAAGAUGGAGAAGCUCCAAGCCAAGAUCGAGGGUAAAGGUAACGGUAUCAAGACCGUCGUUGUGAACUUGAACACCGUCGCCCAAUCCCUUGCCCGUCCUCCGGAGUACGUUAUCAAGUACUUCGGUUUCGAAAUUGGAGCCCAGGCCAACGCAAAGCCCACUGAUGACCGCUGGAUCAUUAACGGUGCUCACGAUGCUCCUAAGCUUCAGGACUUGUUGGAUGGUUUCAUUGACAAAUUCGUUCUCUGCAAGAAGUGCAAGAACCCUGAAACCGAAGUCAUCCUCAAGGACAACCGUAUCACUCUUGACUGCAAGGCCUGCGGCCAGCGAUCUGAGGUUGAUCCCCGUCUCAAGCUAAGCACUUUCAUCUUGAGAAAAACCCCUACCAAGGGCGGUAAAAAGGACAAGAAAUCUCGUCGUGACAAGAAGAAAGAGAAAGACGAAACCAAUGGAGAAAAGAAUGGCAGCCCAGGAGAGAGCAAUGCUUCUGACGAAGGCGAAAAUGGCGAUGUCGAAAUCCCAGCUGGUAGUGACGACGAGAUCGUCGCUGGUGCUGAGAAGAUCAACAUCCAGGAUGAGAAUGAGGAAGAGGUUCAGUGGUCCGUCGAUGUCUCCGAGGAAGCCGUCAAGGCCCGUGCUAAGGACUUGCCCGACGAUCUCAAGCGAACCUUGAUCUUGGAAGGCGGCGAGGAUGAGGAUGAAGAAGGCGGUGCUACCAUCUACGAUCAGCUCGGAAGUUGGAUCAUCAAGGAGGCUGAAGAGAAAGGCGGCGUCGCCAACGUCAGCGACAUCGACAUCUACAUGAAGGCUAAGGACCUGGGCAUUGAAAACAAGCAUAAGACUUUAACUGUGCUUGCUCAGACCAUCUUUGACGAGAAGAUUGUCAAACAGAUUCCAUCUCGUGCUGGCAUGCUCAAGAAGUUGAUCACUUCCGAGCGCCAUGAGAAGGCCUUCCUCGGUGGUACUGAGCGUUUCGUAGGCAAGGACCAUCCUGAGCUCAUCUCUCAAGUACCGGCUAUCCUUCUCGGAUACUAUCAGAACGAUCUUGUUUCUGAGGAUGUCCUCACCGCUUGGGGCAGCAAGGCCAGCAAGAACCGAAAGGUUCGCAAGGCUGCUGAAAAGUUUCUCGAGUGGCUCUCGACUGCCGACAGCGAUGAGAGUGAAGAAGAGUCUGAGUAA
Talaromyces stipitatus ATCC 10500 is the source of this 1230-nucleotide messenger RNA. RefSeq names its product eukaryotic translation initiation factor 5, putative. The transcript is spliced from 2 exons. Gene Ontology annotation, biological process: formation of cytoplasmic translation initiation complex; translational initiation; formation of translation preinitiation complex. Gene Ontology annotation, cellular component: cytosol. Gene Ontology annotation, molecular function: GDP-dissociation inhibitor activity; eukaryotic initiation factor eIF2 binding; translation initiation factor activity. The record is from RefSeq and is a predicted model, not a curated record. Bases 1 to 1230 code for a protein of 409 amino acids. Lineage: Eukaryota; Fungi; Ascomycota; Eurotiomycetes; Eurotiales; Trichocomaceae.